Messenger RNA from Anolis carolinensis (green anole), 789 nucleotides. RefSeq names its product ATP synthase peripheral stalk subunit F6 (gene atp5pf). NCBI's taxonomy places the organism in Eukaryota, Metazoa, Chordata, Lepidosauria, Squamata, Anolidae. The coding region runs from base 174 to 497 and encodes 107 amino acids. Gene Ontology annotation, molecular function: proton transmembrane transporter activity. The transcript is spliced from 4 exons. Gene Ontology annotation, biological process: proton motive force-driven ATP synthesis. The record is from RefSeq and is a predicted model, not a curated record.
CUCGGCGCCCGCUAUACUGCUCACAGCAAGGUUUUUGUUUUUUUACCAUUUCCCUCUUCAAACCGGAAGCGAGCCCUACGGGUUCCGGUGCAAGAAGAGACACUUAAAGUCGCCCUUCCCAAGGUUUGUUUUUUUUCCUGUCUUUCGAACGCUGAAAAAUCUACAAAUUCAUCAUGAUUCUUCAACAGCUGUUUAGGUUUUCUUCUAUUUUUCAUUCAACACUCUCAAUCCACUUACGUAGAAAUAUUGGCUUUUCUGCCAUUGUGUUUAACAAGGCAAAGGAACUUGAUCCUGUACAGAAACUCUUCGUGGACAAGAUCAGAGACUAUAACACAAAAAGCCAGAAAGCUGGUGGCCCUGUUGAUGCUGGCCCACACUUUGAGAAAGAGAUGAAUGAACAAACUCUGAAACUCCAGCGGUUAUAUGGUGGUGGAGAUCUGACCAAAUUUCCAGACUUCAAGUUUGAGGAACCUAAGUUUGAAGAGGAACAGAAGUGAUGAUGUGGUCGUGUGUGCACAUCAAGCAACUGUGUCGGAUUGGAUUUGUUGAAUAGUCUUUGUGACUUCAAUAAAUAGUUCAGUGUUCAAUCUAUGAAUUUCUGUAUUUAGUGAUGCCCAUGUGCAACAACUUCUAUAAGGGAGAAUGAGAUAAAUAUUUUAAUUUGAGAUAAACGCAAACAGUUCCUGUUUCCCUAUUAGGCAAGUAAUUAAAUUUCACUGCUUAUAUGUUUAUGGCAGAGAGAGUCUGUUUAGCACUAUUAUGGAUGGGAAAUAAAAAUGUUAAACUAUA